ACGGUUGGUUGGGAGUUACGUUGACAGAUCACUUCGUGAAGUCGUGAAUAAGUGCAACGUAGUUCUGUGCUAAAUAAGUUCAAGAUGCCUUCGAGCGAGACUACCGUAAAAAUGAACGGGAUGUCGGACCGCCCAAAAAUGCCCGCGUGGGAUGUGAAAGACGAUGUUGUGCUCAGCGGAAUAUCUGGAUACUUCCCCCAGUCCGAUGGUAUCGAGGAGUUCCAAGAAAAACUGUACAAAGGCGAAGACAUGGUAACCAACGAUGAGAUGCGAUGGCCGCGCGGAAUCCUCGGCUUGCCCGAACGAGCUGGGAAAAUCAAAGACCUUUCCCGCUUCGAUGCGCAAUUCUUCGGCGUCCACCCGAAACAAGCCCACUUGAUGGAUCCUCAACUCCGGCUCUUCCUUGAAACCGCUUACGAAGCGAUCGUGGAUGCUGGAUACGAGCCGUCGACUCUCAGAGGAAAAAAAAUCGGAGUGUUCAUCGGAGCCUCGGAGUCCGAAUCCGAUGAGGCUCUCAACGUUGACACCGAUGAAAUCAAUGGAUACUCUCUCGUCGGUUGUUGUCGUGCCAUGUUCGCCAAUCGAAUUUCGUAUUCUCUCGAUUUCACGGGACCCUCUUACGCCGUGGAUACCGCUUGUUCUUCCGCCAUGACUGCUUUCACCCAGGCCGUCAUUGCCAUCCGAUCGAACCAAUGCGAGGCUGCUAUUGUCGGCGGCUCCACCAUUUGCUUGAAACCAUCCACGGCACUGAACUUCCAUCGGCUCUCCAUGUUGAACCCAGACGGGAUGUGCAGAGCCUUUGACGCCAACGGAAAGGGUUACGUCAGAUCCGAGACCGUUGGAUGCGUCUUCCUGCAGAAGCGCAGCGACAGCCGACGUAUUUAUGCCACAGUUGUGCACGCCAAAGCCAAUGCUGAUGGGUUCAAGGAUGAGGGUAUCACAUUCCCCGGAGGUCAUACGCAAGAAAUCCUUCUGAGAGAAGUUUACAAUGAAGCGAACGUGGACCCGAGCAAGGUGCCCUAUGUGGAAAGCCACGGAACAGGAACGAAGGUCGGAGAUCCUCAAGAAGCUGGAGCCCUAUACAACGUUUUCUGCAAGGGACGUGAAGGUCCGCUCAAGAUCGGAUCCGUCAAAUCGAACUGUGGUCAUUCAGAGGGCGCUUCCGGUAUCUGUUCGCUCGCGAAAAUCAUCACGCUCAUGGAGAGGGGUGUCAUCCCCGGCAACCUCCACCACGAUGUUCCGAACCCCAACAUUCCGUCCCUGCUCGAUGGCUCGAUUCAGGUCGUCACCAAGCCCACACCUUUCGAUGGGGGUAUCGUUGGCCUGAACUCUUUCGGUUUCGGAGGAGCCAACGCUCACAUCAUCCUCAAGUCGCACGAUGGAGAACAUAUCGGAGCCGUCGUCCGGGAGAAAGCUAACAUCCCACGUCUGGUGCUGACCUGCGGAAGGAGCGAAGAGAGCCUCGGAGCUGUCCUCGAGAAGCUCUCCACCAAGAGGCUUCCCGACGCAUCCUAUGCCCUCCUGAACGAGGUUGGACGCGCACCCACGCAGGUGAUGACUCGUCGAGGUUACGCCAUCAUUCCCCCGAACGGAGAGGCGAUCACAUUCCAAGCCCCAGCCGAAGCCCAGAAAAGACCCCUGUUCUUCGUAUACGCCGGAAUGGGCUCGCAGUGGAACACAAUGGGUCGUCAAAUGAUGGAAUUCGACGUGUUCGCCAAGUCCAUCAGGAAAUCUCACGAGCUGCUCAAGCCGUUCGACAUCGAUCUCCUCCAAAUUCUCACCGGAGAUCAAAUCGAAAACCCAUCGAUGGUCGUUCCCUUCGUCUCGAUCGCCGCCAUGCAAGUCGCUCUAACGGACUGUCUGUUCGCUUGCGGAAUUCGACCCGAUGGAAUCGUCGGUCACUCGGUCGGAGAGCUCGGAUGCUCAUACGCUGACGGAUGUUUCACCGCGGAGCAGACGGUUCUCGCUGCCUACUGGCGUGGAAAAUGCGUCGAAGUCGCCAACCUGCCAAAGGGUGCCAUGGCAGCCGUGGGUCUGACGUGGGAACAGGCUAAACAGAGAUGCCGAGACGGAGUCGCUCCCGCGUGCCACAACAGCGAGGACUCGGUCACGAUCACCGGUCCCGCGGAAGCAGUGUCCAGCAUCUGCGCCGAGCUGAAGGCUGAGAACAUCUUCGCCAGAGAGGUCAACUCGCAUGACGUGGCUUUCCACUCCGUCCAGAUGGAACAGAUCGCGCCGUCGCUUCUGGCUGCUCUGGAGAAAGUCGUAUUGGUGGCCAAACCCCGAUCGGCCCGCUGGAUCUCGUCGUCGAUCCCCGAGAGCCGCUGGGGAGAAGGCAUCGCCAAGACCUGUUCUGCCAGUUAUCACGUCAACAAUCUCGUCUCCCCCGUUCUGUUCAAAGAAGCUCUCGAGCUGGUCCCUGAAAAUGCGAUCUGCGUCGAAAUCGCUCCGCACGCGCUCCUGCAGGCCAUUCUGAAGCGAGCGCUCAGCUCCAAGAGCGAUACCAUCGGUCUGAUGAAGCGAAACGCGGACAACUUCGUCACUUUCCUGACAGCCCUCGGAAAACUGCACACUCUGAACGUGGACGUCGACGUUUCGGUGCUCUUCCCCAAGGUUGAGUAUCCCGUUCCGAGAGGAACGCCGCAUCUCUCGCGGUUCGUCGCGUGGGACCACGCGCUCGAAUGGCGAGUGUGCAAAUGGGACGAGUUCGAAUCGUUCGGGAAAUCCGUCGAAGACAUCACCGAUGUCGACAUUUCGAACGAGGAGAGCAACGAAAAAUACAUCGAAGGACACAGGAUCGACGGCCGAGUCUUGUAUCCGGCCACCGGUUACAUGAUCCUGGCUUGGAAGGCGCUGGCCAAACGUCGUGGCGCGCAGUGGCUCGACAUGCCGGUCGUGUUCGAGAACGUCAAUUUCCACCGAGCGACGAUUCUCCCGACAACCGGUAGCGUGAAAUUGUGCCUGAACAUGAUGGGCAACAGCGGUCAGUGGGAAAUCACCGAAGGGGGAACCGUGGCCGCCUCCGGUCGCGUCUACGCUCCCGAGAACCCGAACUUCUUGGACUCGAACAUUCCCCAAGAGCCCGACACCAUUCAAUACGAACUGUCCGCCAACGAUAUCUACAAGGAGCUCAGUCUGCGAGGCUACGAAUACCACGGAAUGUUCAGAGGUGUCACGAAAGCCGACAUCAAAGAACCCUUCGGGAAGCUCAAAUGGGAAGGGAACUGGGUGACUUUCCUCGACACCAUGCUCCAGUUCACCAUCAUGGGGAGCAAGUACAGAACCCUCAAUCUGCCGGUCCGACUCACCCAGUGCCGCGUCGAUCCUCAGCACCACGCCAAGGUCGUCCGGGGCGACAUCGAUGAACUGACGGUCUACUACGACAAGGAUAUGAACACCUGCUAUUCGGGUGGAGCGGUGAUCAAAGGUCUGAAGGCGAACGUCGCUCCCAGACGGAACGCGCAAGCCGCUCCGUUCCUCGAGGAAUAUCACUUUACGCCGAACAGCGUUGAAUCAAAGGACGAAGAUACCGAGGAAUACGCCGCGGCUUGCAGUACGCUGAUGGGUACGCUCGACAAAGCCGGACUAGACAAAACGGCGGUCAUGAACGGUUUGGGCGCGGUCGCGUCGUCGAUUGUCGAGAAGCACCUCGCCGAGAACGAUCAAGGCUCCCUUUUGAAACUCCUGAACGACGUCCUCGGACGGGUGAAGAACGGAGAACCGGCGAAGGAAUGCCUCAAGGAGACGCUGGAGGCUCGUCGCACCCAACUCGAGACGGACACUCUCAACUCUGCUCUCUGGAACGAGAAGUAUCUCCGGCCCUUGUUGGACCUGGUGAUCGAGAACACGAGCGGCAAGAAGCUCCGCGUGGUCGAGAUCGGCUCCGACCGAAGCGUCAUGGGCGGCAAGGUCGCCGAAAACAUAAACCUGAGCCACAUCGGGUAUUCGAUCGAUUAUACCGCCGUACACCCGAACCCCGCCGAUUUCGAUGAGGGUGUCCUUCCCGAGGGCGCGAAAACCGCCGCCUGGGACUUCAACUCGGACUUGACCGCGCUGCCCGUGGAGAACGACCUCCUGGUUCUCAAGAACAUCGGUGUCGACAGCUCCCGUCUCUCAGGCCAUCUGCAAAAAGUCAGCGGUCUUCUGAAAUCUCGAGGGUUCCUGCUCGUCAACCAGCGUCUCGCGAUCACACCGUCGGAGAAAGCUCUGAACGCGAUUGUGGACCUCGGAAUCAAAACGCUGAAAGCCGCCGACCUGAAAACCGCCAUCAAGAACAGCGGUCUCGAGCUGAUCGCAUCCCGAGCCAGCAGCCUUUCUAUAACACUCCUCGCCAGGAAAAUCGAGAAAUCAAGCAGCGGCAAGCAUGCCGUCAUCAAGGUCAAGAGCGGGGACUACAGCUGGGUCGAAUCUCUCAAGAACACCCUGCAGGAGUACGAGGGCAAACCCCAAGAUGACAACGUCUGGAUCGUGGCCGAAGACGUCGGUGACAGUGGAAUAGUCGGCCUCGUCAACUGUUUGCGGCAUGAAGUCGGCGGGUCACACGUCCGAGCUGUUUUCAACGCUUCUCGAACUUCCGUCAAUAAGAUCCCGGAGUUCUCUUUCGACAACGCGAUCUACAAGGAAAUCGUCGCGAAGGACCUCGUCAUGAACGUUUUCCAAGACGGAGAAUGGGGAACGAUGCGUCACUUCUCGUUGAGCUCUCUCGGCAAGGAACUCAACUACGUGUCGACCGAACACGCUUUCCUCAACGUCCAGACCAAAGGAGAUCUCAGCUCUCUCAAGUGGUACCAAUCGCCCAUCAACUACAAUCCCCCAACCGCGGACAGUAUCCUGUGCAGCGUUUACUUCGCUCCGCUCAAUUUCCGUGACAUCAUGUUGGCGACCGGGAAGCUUCCUCCCGACGCUCUCCCUGGAGAUCUCGCCGUUUCGGAUUGCGUGCUCGGCCUCGAGUUCUCGGGUCGAGACCCCAAGGGCCGACGGGUCAUGGGUCAGAUCCCUGCCGAGGGCUUGGCCACUUCGGUUCUCGUGGAUCCCGUGUUCUUGUGGGAGGUGCCCGACGCGUGGACUCUCGAACAGGCGUCCACGGUGCCCGUAGCCUAUUCGACCGCGUAUUACGCUCUGGUGAUCCGAGGCAGACUACGCAAGGGCGAAGCGCUCCUGAUCCAUUCCGGCUCGGGAGGUGUCGGUCAAGCGGCGAUCAGCAUAGCUCUCAGCAUGGGUUGCACAGUUUACACGACUGUGGGGACUCAGGAGAAACGGGAGUUCCUCAAACGUCGUUUCCCUCAACUCAAGGACGAAAACUUCGCGAACUCGAGAGAUCUCUCUUUCGAAAAACACAUCAUGGCUCAAACCUGUGGACGUGGAGUCGAUCUCGUGCUGAACUCUCUGGCCGACGAGAAGCUCCAGGCAUCGGUCCGCUGUCUGGCGAACCACGGUCGCUUCUUGGAGAUCGGAAAGUUCGAUCUCAGCAACAAUUCCGCCCUGGGCAUGGCGAUCUUCUUGAAGAACAUCACCUUCCACGGAAUUCUCCUCGACGCGCUCUUCGGUAACGAUCCCUUCGUCGCGCACGAAAAACUGGAAGUCGUCCGACUCGUUACGGAAGGAAUUAAGUCCGGAGCGGUUCGACCGCUCGAUGCACACGUGUUCGACAAGGACGACACCGAAGAAGCUUUCCGAUUCAUGGCUUCCGGAAAGCACAUGGGCAAAGUCGUCGUCAAGGUGCGAGACGAGGAGAAACAGAAAGUCACCAAGCCCGUCCCGAUGACCAUCAAGGCGGUCACUCGCACCGGAUUCUCAGACAGGAAAGUCUUCAUCAUCACUGGUGGAUUGGGAGGUUUCGGUUUGGAGCUGGCAGACUGGCUCGUGACGCGCGGAGUGCGCUCUCUCGUCCUGACGUCGCGAUCGGGUGUCCGAAACGGAUAUCAGAAAUACGCCCUGCACAGGUGGCAGAAAGCCGGCGCCAAGGUCUGGAACCUCUCGCACGAUGCUUCGACGCUCGACGGCGCGAAGAAGCUCAUCGCCGAAUCGAUAAAACUCUCGGGUCAACCGGUCGGCGGCGUUUUCAAUCUGGCCAUGGUUCUCCGCGACGCUCUGAUCGAAAACCAAACCACGAAGGACUACGAAGCUGUUUGCGCUCCGAAAGUUGAAGGGACCAAGAAUCUCGAUGCUGUCUGCCGCAAAGAAUGUCCCGAACUCGACCACUUCGUCGUGUUCUCUUCGGUCUCAUGCGGACGAGGAAACGCUGGACAGACGAACUACGGUUACGCCAACUCUGUCAUGGAGCGCAUCUGCGAACGCAGAGCCGCUGAGGGUCUUCCCGGGCUUGCCAUCCAAUGGGGAGCCAUCGGCGAUGUCGGAGUUAUUCUCGAGACCAUGGGCGGCAACGAAACCGUCGUCGGAGGGACCCUCCCGCAGAGGAUUCAGUCUUGCUUCGCCGUCAUGGACCAGUUCCUUUCUCAGAAACAUCCGGUCGUGUCAUCAAUGGUGAAGGCAGAUAUCGCUAAGAAGGGUGCCGGAGGCAAAUCAGCCGAUCUGGUGGGCGCCGUCGCCCACGUUUUGGGUGUCAAGGACGCAACGAAACUCAACCCCAACACGACGCUUGGAGAACUCGGCAUGGAUUCCCUGAUGGGGGUCGAAGUCAAGCAACUCUUGGAGCGCGAGCUCGAUCUCAGCUUGUCCAUGCAAGAGAUUCGAAGCCUGAACAUGAACAAGAUACAGGAGCUCCAAGGCGGUGCUUCCGCGCCAGAAGCCGCUCCCGCUCCCAGCAAGACGGACAGCGCUCCCGCACAGCAGGAAGGAGCCACAGCUGAAGUUCCCAAGGUCCCCCUGAAGAAGCAACUCGUUGCAAGCGAUAGACUCGUCAAGAUGAACUCCAUCAAAACGAACAGCGAACCGAUUUUCAUUCUGCAUUCCAUCGAAGGCGAUGUGGACAACCUGACAGAACUGGCCGCAAAACUCAAGAGAUCUGCUCUCGGCAUUCAGAGAACCAGGGACGUCAAACUCGAGUCGAUCGAGCACAUCGCUGUUUCCUACCUGCCGACGAUCAUCGAGCAACAGCCCAAGGGACGACCUUUCCACAUACUCGGAUAUUCUUUCGGAGCCUCGGUCGCCUUCGAGAUCGCCUGUCUGCUGCAGAAACAAGGCCACAAGGUCCAAACCCUGACCCUUCUCGAUGGCGCUCCGACCUACAUCGCAGUCCACACAACCAUACACAAAGCCAAGUUCGACAAGAACCGAGACAUCAAUGAAGAGGAAGCCAGCGCUCUCUGUGCUUUCCUCAUGCAGUACAUGGACAUCGACUUCAUCAAGUUGAAGUCGGAGCUUGCGCAACUCUCGGGCUGGGAGCCGAGACUGGCGAAAGCCACGAACGUUCUCCUGACGUGUGAGAAAUUCAACAACAAGGAAAAGCCUUCCAAGGAUCAGGUCAGGAUCGCUGCCAGGGCGUUCUACGACUUCCUUCUCUGUGGCAACCAUUACAAGCCUAACCACAAAUUCGACGGUGACGUCACGCUGGUGAAAGCCUCCAAGCUCAGGAAAAUGGCUAUGACUCUGCCGGAAGAUUACGGUGUUGGGUCAUGCAUCACCGGAAAAGUGACGAUGCAUAUCGUCGAAGGUGUUCAUGAGAGCUUCAUUCUCGGAAAGGGAGCCGACGCUUGCGCGAAAAUUGUCAAUCAAGUUAUCAAUUGAGUCGGCUCGCUGACUCCCGCAGUCGCUUCAAAUCGUUCAGGUAGAUAGGAACCCCUCGUUCAAGCCGCUCAAGAACUUCUCAAGAAGCAUCCCCGGCGACCGCUCUCUGCCGGGACAUCAGGGAGUGGAAUUCGAGUCGUUCUCCGAACAACCGACCGACCAGCCAACCAACCAACCAACCAACCAAACAAUCUCCAGUGUUCGGGGACAUCGAGCUCACCCGUUGGUCUCCCGGCUAAUCUCGCCGUCGUUCAGCUUCCAGUGAUGCUGUUGUACAUGACGGUCAAAUAAAAAUCUCUUAUUUUCGAUUAUUGUUA
Galendromus occidentalis (western predatory mite) is the source of this 8003-nucleotide messenger RNA. RefSeq names its product Fatty acid synthase 1 (gene FASN1). Gene Ontology annotation, molecular function: oxidoreductase activity; 3-oxoacyl-[acyl-carrier-protein] synthase activity; fatty acid synthase activity. Lineage: Eukaryota; Metazoa; Arthropoda; Arachnida; Mesostigmata; Phytoseiidae. The transcript is spliced from 12 exons. Bases 85 to 7686 code for a protein of 2533 amino acids. The record is from RefSeq and is a predicted model, not a curated record. Gene Ontology annotation, biological process: fatty acid biosynthetic process.